Molecule: messenger RNA, 687 nt
Organism: Postia placenta MAD-698-R-SB12
Lineage: Eukaryota; Fungi; Basidiomycota; Agaricomycetes; Polyporales; Adustoporiaceae
Exons: 6
Molecular function (GO): protein binding
Source: RefSeq, a predicted model, not a curated record
CAGAAAUGCCUCGCAGACGCAGAUGAGCUGAAGCAAGAAGGGAACGAGCACUUUCGCGCGAAACGGUGGGAGGAGGCGCUAGCAUCGUACAGGGCGGGGCUUGGCCGCCUACCAAAGCGGAAAGCCGCAAGCAGUGGUGGCCCUCCAGACUCUGAUGAAGAUGCGGAAGGCGUAUCGGAAGGUCCCGCGCCGGCGCAAGGGGACGUUGCGCCAGAGGCAGCAGCGGAGCAGCCACCGAGCGAACUGGAGCUCGAGUGCGCGAAAGCCCGUGCGGUCAUGAACGCCAACAUCGGUGCAUGUUAUGUCAAACUCGGGGAACACAAGGAGGUAGUGGCGGCAUGUACUCAAGCACUCAUUGACGACCCGACAUAUGUGAAAGCACUACAAAGACGGGCUGCUUCUAACGAGCAGCUGAACACAUGGUCCUCACUCAGCAGUGCACAAGAAGACUACAACAAGCUGCUCGAGAUCCUGCCACCGUCGUCCCCACAGCUUCCAGAAAUUAGGCGGUCGUUAGCGUCUCUGAAGCCUCGGGUGGAAGCAGCGCAGAAGGAGGAGACCGCCGAGAUGGUUGACAAGCUGAAGGGUCUAGGGAACAAUAUUCUAGGACGAUUUGGCCUGUCUACAGACAACUUCCAGUUUGUACCCAAUGGGCAAGGCGGUUAUUCUAUGAACUUUGUCAGAUAG